Molecule: messenger RNA, 1016 nt
Organism: Abrus precatorius (Indian licorice)
Lineage: Eukaryota; Viridiplantae; Streptophyta; Magnoliopsida; Fabales; Fabaceae
Product: chlorophyll a-b binding protein CP26, chloroplastic-like
Exons: 6
Coding region: 61-933 (290 amino acids)
Biological process (GO): photosynthesis, light harvesting in photosystem I; response to light stimulus
Cellular component (GO): plastoglobule; chloroplast thylakoid membrane
Source: RefSeq, a predicted model, not a curated record
UCCUCUUCUCACCCUUCCACCAUAACACUGCUUCACCUAAGCUUGUGAGGGUUCCAAAACAUGGCUUCUCUUGCCGCUUCCACCGCGGCUGCUUCCUUGGGGAUGUCGGAAAUGCUUGGAAACCCCCUCAGCUUCAGUGGCGCCACCAGGUCUGCUCCAUCACCCUCUACCCCUUCAACCUUCAAAACCGUUGCUCUUUUCUCCAAAAAGAAAGCAGCACCACCUUCUAAACAAAAGUCCUCUGUAUCUCCUCUCAGCGACGAACUCGCCAAGUGGUAUGGUCCUGAUAGAAGGAUCUUCUUGCCAGAGGGUCUCUUGGACAGAGAAGAUAUCCCGGCGUAUUUGAACGGAGAAGUGCCCGGAGAUUAUGGUUAUGACCCAUUUGGUCUCAGCAAGAAGCCAGAGGACUUCGCCAAAUAUCAGGCAUUUGAGUUGAUUCACGCCAGAUGGGCAAUGCUUGGUGCUGCUGGAUUCAUCAUUCCUGAAGCCUUUAACAAAUUUGGAGCUAACUGUGGUCCUGAGGCUGUAUGGUUCAAGACCGGAGCUUUGCUUCUUGAUGGGGGUACGUUGAAUUACUUCGGGAAACCCAUCCCCAUCAAUCUUAUUGUUGCUGUUAUUGCUGAGAUAAUUCUUGUGGGUGGUGCAGAGUAUUAUAGAAUUAUCAAUGGCCUGGAUUUCGAAGACAAGCUUCAUCCAGGUGGUCCAUUUGAUCCAUUGGGGCUAGCAAAGGAUCCAGACCAAGCUGCAUUGCUUAAAGUGAAGGAAAUUAAGAAUGGUAGACUUGCUAUGUUUGCCAUGCUUGGUUUCUACUUCCAAGCUUAUGUCACCGGAGAAGGUCCAGUUGAAAACCUUGCAAAACAUCUCAGUGACCCUUUUGGUAACAACUUGCUCACUGUCAUUGCUGGCUCUGCUGAGAGGACUCCAACUCUGUGAAUCAAUCAUCUUCAUGCUCUUCUCCAAUCUUUAAAUGUACAAUACAUCUUACUGAGAUAUUAUUAAGGCAUUUUUAUUUUAUU